Molecule: messenger RNA, 582 nt
Organism: Aspergillus fischeri NRRL 181
Lineage: Eukaryota; Fungi; Ascomycota; Eurotiomycetes; Eurotiales; Aspergillaceae
Exons: 2
Coding region: 1-582 (193 amino acids)
Source: RefSeq, a predicted model, not a curated record
AUGCAAUUCAGGGCGCUCGCUACCCUCCUUUUCGCCGCUCUGGCAGUGGCCAAUCCUGCCCCGGCCCCUCAGGCUGGCGAUGACCUGAACGCUCUGAUGGACUCCGUUCCCAGCUCCGUCCUCGACGUCCUCAUGACGGCUAUUCCUCCCUCUGUCGUUGCGGCCCUUGCCAACCCUACCCAAGCCGCUAGCAUCGUCCAAGAGAUCGAGCAAGGACAGGUACCAGACUGGUACGCCAACCUGCCCGACAGCGUCAAGUCCUGGGCUUCUAGCGCUGCCAUGGCUGAGCUCGGCGGUGUUCCCACCGCUACCCCCGCCGGUUCUGCUUCCACUCCCGCCGUCACUUCUCCUCCUUCGGAGACUCCUUCCGGCAACACCGCGACCACGUCCUCGGGCUCUGCCGGUGCUGCCUCAACCUCGAUCCCGACCUCGACCCCGAACGCUGCUCCCACUGGCGCCGUGGCCGUCAGCUUUGCCGGUGCUGCUGGUAUGCUGGCUCUCGCUCUUGCCCUGUUGUUCCAGUCGCGCGUACAACUCGUGCGUGUAUUCGAAUGUAAUGCCGUGCAUACUAAGUUCAAGUAA